AUGCGCCAGUACUCGCGUGCCACCGCGGCCGCCGUUGCUCUGGCAGCAACGGCCCGCGCCACCAACUCUUCAUCACUUGCCUCUCUUUGUACCGUUGCCCACGUCCAGUCAGCGCUCCCUGCCAAUGGCACUCUACUUGGGAUUGACAUGAUCCCAUCCUCGGUCACGGCCAAGACUGCCACCAGUUCUGGCUAUGAGUACUGCGACGUCUCAGUUUCCUAUGUCCAUACCGGUACCACCGACGAGGUCGUCCUCAACUACGGCUUUCCAAGUCCCGAGAACUUCGCCAACCGCUUCUACGUUGUCGGUGGCUUUGGCUACACCCUGAGCACCAGCAUCACCGGGGGAUUAGAGUACGGAGCCGUGGGUGCCGCCACAGACGCGGGUUAUGGCGCGCUGUCGGGUACCACCAUCGAUGAAGUUAACCUGUCUGGAAACGGCACCAUCAACUGGGACCCUAUCUUCAUGUUUGCGUACAAAGGCCUGGGCGAGAUGACAACGGUUGGAAAACCCCUGACUCGGGCUUUCUACGGCCUGAAUGACGAGGCCAAAGUGUACACCUACUUUGAGGGCUGCUCGGACGGUGGCCGACAAGGUAUGAGCCAAAUCCAGCGCUACGGGGACCUCUAUGACGGCUGUAUCAUCGGAGCCCCUGCCCUCCGCUAUGGCCAGCAGCAGGUGAACCACCUGUUCUCCGCUGUCGUGGAGCAGACAAUGAACUACUUCCCCCCUCCGUGUGAGUUGGAGAAGAUUGUCAACGCGACUAUCAGCGCCUGCGAUCCUCUUGAUGGGAGGACCGAUGGUGUUGUCUCUCGCUCCGACCUGUGCCAGUUGGAGUUCAACCUGACUUCCGUUAUCGGAGAGCCUUACUACUGUGCUGCUUCGACCAGCACUUCCCUUGGUUUCAACUUCGGCAAGCGUAACGAUGGUACUCAGACCACAACCAACCCUGCGCAGAGUGGCAAUGUGACUGCUGAGGGUGUUGCUGUCGCCCAGGCUAUUUAUGACGGGUUGUUCAACUCCAAGGGUGAGCGGGGUUACCUCUCCUACCGCAUUGGUUCCGAGUUCACCGAUGGCGAGACCACCUAUGACAACUCCACUGCCUCGUGGGGUCUGAACAUCCCUUCGACCGGCGGUGAAUUUGUUGGCCGCUUCAUUGAAUUGCUCGACGUGUCUAACCUCGAUAACCUCAACAACGCGAUGGUCCUGUAUAUGGAUACCCUGCAAACGACCCUCCCUGAUCUCACUACCUUCAAGAACUCCGGCGGCAAAAUCAUCCACUACCACGGCGAAGCGGAUCCCAGUAUUCCCACCGCUUCGUCUGUCCACUACUGGCAGUCCGUGAUGAAGAUCAUGUACCCUGAUCUCGGUUCGUCCAAGGCGAUUGAACAACUCAAGGAGUGGUAUCAGCUGUACCUGGUGCCCGGUGCCGCCCACUGCGCCCGCAACAGCCUUCAGCCCAACGGUCCCUUCCCCGAAGAUAACAUGGCGACGAUGAUCAAGUGGGUUGAGAGCGGUGUCCAGCCUACCGGCUUGAACGCUACUGUCGAUGCGGGCACCUACGACGGGGAGGUGCAGAAGCUCUGCCAGUUCCCCAAGCGUCCCGUGUGGAAGAAGGGAGCUUGGAAGUGCGAGAGCGAUGACGAGGGUGCGGAUACCUUCUACUACACUUUCCCUGCCUUCAAGGUGCCCAUCUACUAAGGAUCUCGUUCUUAUGUGGGUAUGAAUCGUCUGCAGGCGACAGGACCAGCUGGAGCCUGGACUGGACGAGCUUCAUGACACCUUGACUUCCCCCGUCCCGAGUUGCCAAAUGUGGUCUUCUCAAUAUACCUCUAUCAAUUCUUUGUUGUGUAUUAUAGAACUUGGUGCUCCCACAUAGGGAGUUCGCAUCAUCAUUGCCC
Aspergillus homomorphus CBS 101889 is the source of this 1901-nucleotide messenger RNA. Its product is annotated as tannase and feruloyl esterase. The record is from RefSeq and is a predicted model, not a curated record. The coding region runs from base 1 to 1701 and encodes 566 amino acids. NCBI's taxonomy places the organism in Eukaryota, Fungi, Ascomycota, Eurotiomycetes, Eurotiales, Aspergillaceae. The transcript has 3 exons.